UGUUAUCUAUUCUUCAUGACUGGUAUUUUCCUCGUCAGGUCAUAUGGUGAUUAACCAAAAAAACAAUCUCUCGUCUUCCAUCAGUAAUUCAAAAUUUUUAGUGUUUUAAACAAUUGAAACUUGUGACCAAUAGCUUUAUAACUCUAUUAAUUCUUCGAACUCAACUGAACUUCAAUCGCAACUGAUAAUCUUUGUUGAUAAAUAAAUAAUUGGUCAUGAUCACUACUCGCUAUGUGAUGUGUGUCGACCAGUUGUCAAAUUUGUAUUUCAAUAAAUUCUACGUAUUAAACGAUGAAUAAAAUAAAAGAGCCAAAUGUGCUGAGAUUUAAUGGAUAAAGUACUAAUUGGAAUAAGGCUCUAUGAGCCGUCAUUGUAGGACAAUUAGCAAUGUUCAAUGUACAACUAAGUAGCACAGAACCACAUAUUGCAAGUACUAAAAGUCAUAAUUCAAGUGCAUUUUAUAUUCCUUUAACUUCAUUUGCUGAAAUGUGGUAUCAGAUUUUUUUGUGGGCACUUUUUUCAUCAAUAUUUGUCCAUACAAUCGCGGCAUCAAUUUGUUUUGCAACUUUACGUAAACACAAAUAUGGAAAAUUUUUUCCAAUAUUGAUACUGGUAAUGGGAUUUCUAUUGCCAUUAACAUCUGGAGUAUUGAGUUCAGCGGCAAUAGCUUUUGUUUAUCGUGCAUCGAGUUACCAAAUGCCACCUCUGUACGCACUGUUUUGGGGGAUAGGUCAAACAAUCCUGGCUGCUUGCGUUGGAUUCACUCGUAUUCUGGCAACGUUAUAAUUAUCAGGGUAUUUAUCGCCAUCCAAACCCAAUCCACCAACUGAACAUCAUAUUAGGUUCCUCUGGAUCCGCAACUCUAUCGUUUAUCAGUAAACAAAAACAUUUAUUUAUUUUUUAUUCAUGAUGCAGAUCUAUAAAUUUUUUUAUUGAUAAAUUAGAAUUAUAGCUGCUCAUUAUUUUUCAUCCAGUGUUAGAUUUUUUAUUUAUAAAUAAUUAUUUAGCGAUCACUGGGGUAUCUAAUGAAUAUCCAGCUCACUAAUGUCUUUCAUGUGAUAUAAUUAUAAACAGACUAAAUAUAUAUACAUAUACAUAUACAUAUAUAUUAUUUUAUUUUAUAUUGUCGCUUUUAUUUGAAAUCCAGUUUAAAUUUUAAAUAAUUCACUAUUUUAAUAAAUUUAUCAACAAAAAUAUGAAAUUUAAAAUUUUCAAAUAAAAUAUCAAAUACUUGAUUUUUUAAAGGAAAGUUCUGUCAUUAGAUUUUUAUUUAAAAUCUUUAGAAAUAUUUUUUCAAAAAUAAUUUUAUUCUCAUUGAUAUCAAAAAAUUUAAAAUUUAUAAAAUUUAAAUGAAUUGAGACAAAUUCUCAUAAAAAUAAAAUCAAGUGAAGUGAAAAAAUGUUUAAUUUAAUAGACGCGAUCUUAAAUCUAAUUACUUAAAUUAGAACUUUCCCUCAGUUCACACUUUAAUUAUUUAAAUAAGAAGAUAAAAAUAAUAGUUAAGUUUUUUCACACUCGCUGACUUGCAAAUUUGCACAAAAACUAUAUAUCAAAGUAUAAUAAAUCAUUCCGUUAAAUUUAAAAAAAUUUUCUGUAAUAGUUAGUUUUAAAAAUAUAGUUUAACAUUCGACCAUUACAUUGAUAAGGCUUUUAUAAUAAUGUACAUAAUUAUAGUAAAAUACUCUUGAAUACUCUAAAAUAAAAUAUGUAUCAAAUGUAUUAAUGUGAAUAAUUAGCUUUAAAUACAAACAAAGACUAUUAAUAAUAAAUUAAGAGAUUAUCAUACGCAGAAUUUUGAAUACUGAUUUUAAUCUCGCUCUGUCUGUUUACUAUUUAAAAAAAAAUUCCAAUGCACCCCUGGAAAAAUUAAGCGCAAGCGUACUGCGAGUUCCAACAUCUCUAUAUCAAACUCUCAUCCCCCGGUGUUCUCUUAUCAAUUCAGUAGCGUCCGCUUCGUAAAAAUGAUACGUCGUUUAGAUAUUAAAGUACGCCGGUAUAUUAAUUUUCCACCGACUUCACCUACUCAUUUUAUUUUACUGUUGUCGUUAUAAUAAUUAUUCAAAUGUGAUGAACUACAAUUAAAUCAACACAAGUAGUUUUUAUUAUUGUCUACACUUUAGACCCAAGGUGCUAUCGAUUUCGUUAUCUAGACAUUUAGAUAAAAACAAAUUUUUCUAAUUUGUUUACAAUUUUAAUUAUCUUUUAUUAAAUUACUACAAGUGCAAAUAUAUAUUUAUUACUGAUAUAUUUAGAUAAAUUUGUAUUUCAUCGCUGAAACAAUAAGUGUUUUUUU
This is a messenger RNA of Microplitis mediator, 2293 nucleotides long. RefSeq names its product transmembrane protein 170A. The record is from RefSeq and is a predicted model, not a curated record. The coding region runs from base 388 to 786 and encodes 132 amino acids. The transcript is spliced from 4 exons. NCBI's taxonomy places the organism in Eukaryota, Metazoa, Arthropoda, Insecta, Hymenoptera, Braconidae.